CAAACCAAAACUAAAAACCUCAAUCUCUCCCUCUCGCCAUACCUUUCUUAUCACUCUUUCUUAGCUCCCUCCCUCCUUUCAAACCAAAACUGAAACCUUUUUCUCUCUCUCUCUCACCCUCUUGGUUUCAGGGAAGGAGGAGGCUAACAAGUACUAAUGGGGCAGCAGCAUCACAGAGUCUACUAUUUCCUUCAGCUAAGAAGAGGAGAAGGAGAGUCACAACUAAAGGAGAGCUGCAAGCUCCCUUCUCAGAUGUACUUCUCUGACUCCCCCCCUAAGAAGCCCAAACGCUUUCUCCUUCGCCUCAUCUUCCUUUUUAUCCUCGCCUCUUGUAGCCUAUUCUUCUUCCCUCGCCUCCUCUUCUGCUCCUCCUCUUCCUCCACCUCCCCUCUUUGCCCUCUCUUUUACUCUUUUGGAGCUGAAGAGAAGAAGCUACAAGUCCUCCAAGUUGGAACAAGGGUCCCCUGUUCUUCUCCUAUCCCGAAUAACACUGUCUGCUGCGACCGCACCGCGUUCCGCACCGAUGUUUGCUUCAUGAGAGGCGACGUCCGGACCCAGUCUUAUUCCAAGACUAUUCUACUUUAUCCCGGGAAUAACGCGUCUAUCCCCGCCCCGGCGACGGAGGAAAGGAUCAGGCCUUACACUCGGAAGUGGGAGACCAGCGUCAUGGCCACCAUCGACGAGCUCCGCCUGACCACCGGCGGCGCCCGCGGCGGCGGCUGCGACGUCCGGCAUGCGGUCCCGGCGGUGGUGUUCUCUGCCGGGGGUUAUACCGGCAACGUGUACCAUGAGUUCAACGACGGGAUUGUUCCACUGUUCAUCACUUCCCAGAAGUUUAACAAGCGGGUGGUGUUUGUUGUUCUUGAUUACCGUAACUGGUGGUUCACCAAGUACAGGGAAGUGCUAUCCCGCCUGUCGGAUUAUCCGCCGCUCGAUUUCUCCGGCGACUCGAGGACUCAUUGCUUCCCGGAAACCAUUGUUGGACUGAGAAUUCAUGAUGAAUUGACGGUGGAUGCAGCACGAAUGGAGAACAACAAGACAAUUUUCGACUUCCGCCGGCUUCUCGAUGACGCCUACCGGCCUCGAAUUCAAUCACUCGAGCAUGAUGAACAGCAAGCAAGCCCCCAGUCAUCAAUGGUCAUUGCCAGGCGGCAUAAUUCACUGAGUACCUGCAAACCGAAACUCGUGAUCGUGUCAAGAACUGGAUCGAGAGCGAUCGAAAACGAGCUGGAGCUGGUGAAAUUAGGCCAAGAGAUUGGUUUCAUCGUCAAGGUAUUGAGGCCGGACCGGACGACGGAGCUGGCGAAGAUAUACCGAGCAUUAAAUUCGAGCGACGCCAUGAUUGGAGUCCAUGGAGCAGCCAUGACUCAUCUGUUGUUCAUGAGGCCGGGUUCGGUGUUCAUUCAAAUUGUGCCUUUGGGGACUGACUGGGCUGCCAAGACCUACUACGGCGAGCCGGCGGUGAGAAUGGGGUUGUGGUAUGUGGGAUAUAAGAUUCUACAGAGGGAGAGCUCGUUGUUCAGAGAGUAUGACAAAACUGAUCCAGUGCUAAAGGACCCCAGAAGUGUGGCCAAGAAAGGGUGGCAGGUGACCAAGAGAGUCUAUUUGGAUCGCCAGAAUGUGAACUUGGAUUUGGAUCGGUUUAGAAAGCAUCUGAUUCGAGCUCAUAAGUAUCUGGUUUCAAAGAAAAGAAUCAAUCAUGACAAGGAGAAAGUAGCAUGAGGAGAGGUGAGUGGAUUUCUCUUAACUGUGAUUAGAGAUUGUUUGGAUUAUUUCUUACACGCUCUGUUUUCCGGCUAUAAGUGUACAAAGAAAAGAAUAAUUGUCCCACUGCUGUGGUUUUUCAGUUUCUUGCAUACAUAAAUAAAACAGUAGUUGAGCUAUCGAGUGGAAAUGGAGGCAGUACUUCAUGUGUUUCUUAUCUCUGAAUACUUCCUUAGUCUUUGCAUGUGGUUUGCUUUGCGCUGUUACUUGUUCUGUUGUUGUUUUGGGAUGUAAUUGAUUCUUAUCUGCUCGAUGGAAUUCAUUAAUCUAUUGUUAUGCAAUUGGAUCAA
Messenger RNA from Phoenix dactylifera (date palm), 2054 nucleotides. RefSeq names its product xylan glycosyltransferase MUCI21-like. NCBI's taxonomy places the organism in Eukaryota, Viridiplantae, Streptophyta, Magnoliopsida, Arecales, Arecaceae. The record is from RefSeq and is a predicted model, not a curated record. Gene Ontology annotation, molecular function: glycosyltransferase activity.